Messenger RNA from Amblyraja radiata (thorny skate), 2814 nucleotides. It is a transcript of the gene klhdc2, whose product is annotated as kelch domain containing 2. The record is from RefSeq and is a predicted model, not a curated record. The coding region runs from base 190 to 1449 and encodes 419 amino acids. Lineage: Eukaryota; Metazoa; Chordata; Chondrichthyes; Rajiformes; Rajidae. The transcript has 14 exons. Gene Ontology annotation, molecular function: protein binding.
GGCAGAGCAGCUUCCGGUGCGUGUGGAGGAGGUUUGUAAACAAGCGGCCGCGGCCUCCGCUCCCGCCCAGGUACAGGCCCAGGGCCCGGGCCCAGCAGGCGGAGUGGGCGCUGCCGUGAGCUGCCGUGAGCUGCCGGUGAGCUGGGUGCGUGGCCGCAGGUUGGAGCAGAGCUGCCUAAAUUGCGAAACAUGGCUAAUGAAAAUGAAGACUUACAAGUAGUAGAGGAGGAUGAAAAUGAAGAGGAUGAAAAUGGUCUGGAAUAUUUACAGGCUAGAAUUCCACUGUCCAAUUUUCACGAUUGUAUCCCAGAGGAGCGAAGUGGUCACAUAGCUGCAGCACAUGGAAACCAAAUGUACGUCCUUGGCGGAUAUAAGAAUGCUGCAGCUCAAGGCUAUCAUGAUAUCUAUUUGCCACGGGAAGAGCUUUGGAUCUACAACAUGGAAACUGGACAAUGGAAGAAGAAAUAUACAGGGGGUGAUGUACCAAAGUCUAUGUCAGGAAGUUGUGCAACUUGUGUCGAUGGAGUACUUUAUUUAUUUGGAGGGCACCAUGCAAUCGGGAACUCGAAUGAGUUCUAUAUUUUAAAUCUGAGAAACAAAGACAAAGUAUUGCACUGGGAGAGAAUAGAAAACUUCAAAGGAGUGCCACCAACACCCAAGGAUAAGCUAGGCUGCUGGGUGCACAAGAACAAAGUGAUUUUCUUUGGUGGCUAUGGUUACCAACCUCUAGAGAAGUGCCAUGGAUCGUUUGAAUUUGAUGAAUCAUCGUUUUUGAACGCAGGUCGUCCGCGAGGCUGGAACAAUCACGUCCACUUCAUCGAUCUUGAAACUUUCACGUGGAACCAGCCCGUCACCAAGGGAAAGCCCCCUACUCCUCGAGCAGCUCAUGCUUGUGCCACCAUUGGAAACCGCGGCUACGUGUUUGGAGGAAGGUAUCAGGAUGCCAGGACCAACGACCUUCAUUACCUUGAUCUGGAUACGUGGGAAUGGAAUGAAGUGGUCCAGUCACCUGAGCAGAUCCCUGUUGGCCGCUCCUGGCAUUCACUCACUACAAUCUCAAAUGAUCAUCUCUUCUUGUUUGGAGGUUUCACAACUGACAAACAUCCGUUAAGUGAUGCUUGGAUAUACAGUCUGAGCAAGAACGAGUGGUUAAAGGUAGAACACAAUUAUGCAGAUAAGCCAAGGCUCUGGCAUUCUGCGUGUACGAGUGAUGAGGCAGAAGUGAUUGUUUUUGGCGGAUGUGCUAACAAUCUAUUAGGUCGUCAACAGGCAGCUCAUAGUAAUGACAUCCUUAUCUUUUCAGUACAGCCAAAGUCUCUUGGCAGACUUUGCCUGGAAGCAGUAAUCUACUAUAAAGAAAUGCUGGCCAAUAUAUGGGACUGUCUUCCAAAGCAUCUUCUUCUCAAUAUCAAUCAACGAGCUGGAAGCAGUAACACGUCUGGAUCAUGAAUUCUGCUGGUAUAUUCACAUUUGUAUUCAUUGCGGUGUGAUUUAACUCUUGCUUUUUCUAGCAGCCUGAAAGAUGACCAUCAUCCAUGGCCAGAGAAUCAUGACCACUGAUUUUUAUUGGUACCUGUUUUUGAUGGCAGUUAAUGUUGUCAUUUUUCAUACAAACGUGUAAAUAUGCCUUUGCAUAAAGGAAUCUUAGGUUUAUUGUUUGUGCUUUUGAAUAAAUGUGGAGCAAAAGGAAAAUGGUUUACUUUGUGGAAUCAGAAAGGCAACAUUUGCAUGUUCUAUAACCUUCACCUAUAAGGUAUGUCUUACUUAAAUCUGCCACAAUUUGAAAAUUCUAUCUUGUCAUCAUUCGACUCUUAUUUGUGAAUGGAUAUAUUUCCAUGAUAAAAAAGAAAAUCUCAGGACAUUUUUCCUGACAAUUAACAUCUGUGAUUCAACCCAGUUCUCUUAUUUAUAAAUUACCUUUCUUCUUUGCACAUGGGUUUUGUUGGCAAAGCCAACUUGUAUUGCCCAUUUUCUUAAGGUGGUGAGUUACUAUCAAGAUGAUGUAUAUAUAAGCAAUAAAAGUGCUCCCUCGUGUGUGCUGGUAAAUAUGGAGUUUUAAGAUUUUAACCUAAUGAUAAAGAAUUGACAUAGUGUAUGUAAGUGAAGAUUCUGUGUGGCUGGACAGGGGGCUUUCACAUGGGACUGUCCCUGCAGACCUGCCAAUUGGGCAGGUUGAUUAGUCCUGGAUGGUGUAAGCAUUGUGUUGCUUCAUGAUGCUUCAACAUUAAAAUACUGCUGAGCUGUCUAUGUUUACAGUUUCUAGAUGGUGGAAAACUUCCUCCUUUUGAAUAUCCAGCCUCCAUCCUGGUUUUGUAGCUAUCUAAGUGUCACGCCAGGUUUAGAUUUGCAUCCCAAUACUGCCACAAGUCGCUGAUAACCUUUAAAUGUGGACUUGAAGUUGAAUUGUAAUUUAAUUCUAUCGUAAUGUUGGCAAAACUAUUACGGCAUGUAUUGUUAUGUGGAACAUCCAGAGAUACUGUCAGUGAUUCCAUGCUACUCAAUAGGUACAAUGCAUUCAUUCUCCUCUUAAGUCAUUGAAAACUAGUCUUACUCUAUAUUAAAAUAAGAAAAUGCUGCAAAUACAAUGCCUGACGUGCAUCUUAUUUCAGAUUUCUAGCAGUUUGCUUUUUGUGGUUCACUGCAUGAUGUUGCGAUGGAUUGCAUGUGAUGUAAGAAGUUUUGACUACUAUUUGGUAAACUCCUUGGCACUUAAAAAUAAUUUGAAAUAUUCUCACGAUUCACUUUCUUCCUUAAUGAUUGUAUGUUUAAACCUUUACUUUCCUAUUUAAAAAUAAAAAUCACUUUGUCCCUGUU